AUGGGAUCGCUUCUCCAAGUCCUGGUGUUUAUAUUCUUGGUGUCUUUGUCAAUCCAAUCGGAGGUAGAUGUCGAGAUGAACAACUUCCUUAGACGAAAAGGGCUACUCAAGAGAGAUGACUGCUUUAUGAUAAUGAACCCGGAUGAUAUAGAUCGGAUAAACCAAUUAAAACAGGACCUAAAAGACAGAAGAUGGGAUGUAAUUGUGGUGUAUUUUCUAGUUCAUUUUGAUGAAAUGAAAAGUGUUUCAGACUUCGUUUGGACAAUGGGAAAUCCAGAACAAUUAGUUUUGGCUAAGGAAGAACAGUUUGUAAAGACAGUGUAUAGUCAGGAAUCAACAGAAAUGGAAUUUAUUGAAGCAAACGUGACGUGUAAUUUUUCUCGCGACAUUCCUGACCGAGAGGUUUUUGCCUCACCAGUUUUGAAAGGAUUAUUAGAAUUUUUUGGUAGUCCAGAUCAAAUUGAAGAAAACGGACAAGCAUGUAAUGGAACCGGCAACUGUACGGAAGAAUGUGGUAAAGCGGUGGAAGAGCCGUUUCUUAUAUCCGUUACCUAUGCCUUUGUUGUGAUCAUUCUACUCUACGGUCCACAUUUGGUGUACGUAUUUUACGACGCGUUACAUAUCAAAGAAGACAACCUUACCUGCUAUCACCAAAACGACUGGCCUUACAGUAUCAAACGAUUCCUCCUAAAACUAUCGCUUUUUAUGGUCAACUGUUACCCACUUUUCCAGAAGUACCAUAUGACACGCCCAGUGACUAGAUCUAUUUUGAUCUUAUGGAUUACCAGUAUAUUAGUUCAGGUGCCCAAUAUGUGGAUUCAGGUGUCUGAUCUAUCGUCUAAAUUAGCGUAUAAGGACUUAGACGACUGGAUGUAUCAGUCUUCGUCACCAAUAAUGCGAUAUUAUACAUACGGAGUAAUUGUUAUCGUUGGUAUGGUUGUGACGCUUUUUCUUCUUCAUGUGGUUCCAACAAGUACAUACACUAAACUUUUAGAUGAUCCCUAUAUAUUCAUGCUUUCUUCCACCGGCACACCUAAGGCGGCAUUCGUGAAGAAAUCAAGGUUAAAAUAUCACAUUCAGCAUGAGAACAGGAACAAACUAACCGAUGGUCAGCAAAUGAUAGCCAUGCAUGUCGAACGAUUUAGGAUUAUUUUCAAUCCACGAUUCUGGCGUUUGCUUAUUAGGGAAUCAUUUUCAGGAUUACUGUUGCGAAAAACACAUAUGUGCUGGGAUAUUGUGACAUUUAUUCCCGUUUUUCUGUUAUGCCUUUUAUUCUUUACUUUAAAUGUUGUGAUAAACGUUCUCUGGGGACUAUUUCCUUUGAUUGGGCUAUUCUUCUCAUCUUUGACAUUGGUAAACUCCCGGUUCGAACUUUUUCGCGUCUGUUUCCUUGCGCUAUAUUUUACAUUUUUUAUUAUCAUAGUAUGUGGUAAUAAUCUGGUGUUCCUGUUUAACGUGAUGAUUCACUCAUCAAUGUACACCAUUCAUUGCUACUCUUUUGAUGACCUCUCCAAAUAUAGCAUGGUUUUUCCUAUCAUCCUAUAUUUAUGUUUUUAUUUGCGGAAAUUCACAAACGGAUAUCGGACGAUAUUAAAGUUAAUGUUUAAGUUGAAAUCUGACGCCGCUCUUGAUGAAGAUGUUGCAGAACAAUAUGUCCAACACAAACAUCGGGAAUCUAGUAACAGACUAGAUAAUAAGAGUAAAGCAGACAAGAGGCAGAAAAUAUCGAUGAAAGAAUUUGAUUUCGUUUGCAGUGAAUGUUCACCUGUCAGAGAGAGAAUUUCUAAUCUAUUGAUAAAGAUUCUUGUGACGGGGAUAUUCAUGAUUCUAACAUUAACAAUUAUAUUUCUACGGAAGACGUUUGACAGUUUUUCCAAAACAGCAACAACUAUAGCUUUUGUAGUGAUAAUAUUCUUACCCAAAAUCAUAGAGAAACUUUGGUUGAGUGACGACGAAUCUAAGAUGGAGGAACUUGAGGAAAAGGUAGCCGAAGCUGUUUCUCGGUGGAAAUUUGACAAAACUAUACAUGAACAUGAUCUGUUUGCUGUCAGGCAAGCUAGUGUGAACUGUCACUGGUGGAAUAGAUGUACUGAUAGGAAAAACGAGAAAACUUUCAAUACAAACAUACAUGACAACCAAAAGUCAUGUGAUUUUAAAGAAGGAUCACUUACCAUGCUCAAUACUACAACGAUAGAUGAAAAUGUUUAA
Messenger RNA from Ylistrum balloti, 2208 nucleotides. RefSeq lists its product as uncharacterized. The transcript has a single exon. NCBI's taxonomy places the organism in Eukaryota, Metazoa, Mollusca, Bivalvia, Pectinida, Pectinidae. The record is from RefSeq and is a predicted model, not a curated record. Bases 1 to 2208 code for a protein of 735 amino acids.